This is a messenger RNA of Aspergillus homomorphus CBS 101889, 1254 nucleotides long. Its product is annotated as maleylacetate reductase. The record is from RefSeq and is a predicted model, not a curated record. Gene Ontology annotation, molecular function: 2-(3-amino-3-carboxypropyl)histidine synthase activity; maleylacetate reductase activity; alcohol dehydrogenase (NAD+) activity. Gene Ontology annotation, biological process: protein histidyl modification to diphthamide. Lineage: Eukaryota; Fungi; Ascomycota; Eurotiomycetes; Eurotiales; Aspergillaceae. Gene Ontology annotation, cellular component: mitochondrion. The coding region runs from base 181 to 1254 and encodes 357 amino acids. The transcript has 2 exons.
GUGGGGAACACCUUUAUUAUUCAUGAUGAUCAAGCUUCGGAUGCCUUCCUGACUGUCGGAUCCAGGCACAUGUUUAACUAUUUAUAUCAAUCAGGGAUACCCCAAUCUUUCUAAUCUCUUCCCCGCUAUCCUUCAAUCCGGAUAGAUCCAGCCACCUCCACAUCUCUACGCCCAUCCACUAUGGACGCAUUCGAGUACAACUCCAACCCCGGUCGUGUCAUCUUCGGCAGUGGCACGCUCAAGAAACUCCCCGAUGAAGUCGCUCGUUUGAAUGUGAAAGCUCCUUUGGUGCUUUCAACUCCCCACCAGAUCAGCCAAGCCGAGAGCGUCAAGGCUGUUCUCCAUGGACAGGUAGCUGGCAUCUUCACCGAGGCCACCAUGCACACACCCACCCACAUCACCGACAAGGCGCUGGAAUACGCGAAAGCACAGGGCGCGGAUGCAGUCAUCUCCGUUGGCGGUGGUAGCACAAUUGGCCUCGGAAAGGCCAUCAGCAUCCGCACCGGGCUACCGCACAUCUGCAUCCCAACGACCUAUGCUGGGAGCGAGAUGACCCCUAUUCUGGGCGAAACUGCCGACGGACUGAAGAAGACUCGUUCCGAUCCUAAAAUCUUGCCUGGAACGGUGAUCUACGAUGUUGACCUGACCAUGACUCUGCCCGCGGCCAUGAGUGCCACGAGUGGUGUGAACGCCAUUGCUCAUGCCGUGGAGGCGCUCUACGCCCGUAACACUAACCCGGUAAUCAACCUUAUGGCUCUUGAGGGAACCCGUGCACUUGCCUCGGCCCUCCCUGAGAUCGUGGAGAGCCCCAGCUCUCAAUCGGCACGUUCGUCUGCGCUGUACGGCGCUUGGCUGUGCGGGACUUGCCUGGGCAGCGUUGGCAUGUCCAUCCAUCACAAGCUUUGUCACACGCUGGGCGGGAGCUUCAACCUGCCCCAUGCGGAAACCCACACCGCCGUGCUACCGCACGCUAUCUCCUAUAAUGCGCCCAAGAUCCCUGAGGCCAUGAAGAAGCUAGCCGAGGCACUUCCCGAGAGCAACGGCGACGCCAUCCACGGCUUGAAUGUCUUGUUGUCGAAGCUGAAGGUUAAGCGGGGUCUCAAGGACUUUGGAAUGAAGGAGGAGGACAUUGACAAAGCAGCAGACAUUGCAGUCAGCAACCCGUACUGGAACCCGCGGGAGAUGGAGCGGGAGCCGAUUCGUGAGCUGAUCCGGCGUGUGUGGGCUGGCGAGCCGGCCCGGGCAGAUUUGUAG